This is a messenger RNA of Acromyrmex echinatior (Panamanian leafcutter ant), 1296 nucleotides long. Its product is annotated as venom protease. Gene Ontology annotation, biological process: proteolysis. NCBI's taxonomy places the organism in Eukaryota, Metazoa, Arthropoda, Insecta, Hymenoptera, Formicidae. The record is from RefSeq and is a predicted model, not a curated record. Gene Ontology annotation, molecular function: serine-type endopeptidase activity.
CGAGUCUUCGAGAUCAGACGAGAAAAUAACGUGAUCAAGGCUGACCAAGGCUGAUCGAGGAUGCCAGUGAGUGUGUCGAUCGCCUCAUCGUUAUUACUGUUAGUGUUGGUUUCGAUCCUGUCACCGACUCAUGGAAUGUACAUCGGACAAUCAUGUACGAUCGACAAUUCACCAGGUGAUUGCAAGUCUUUACAAGACUGUCCAAAAGUAUAUGAGGAAUUGUUAGCAGGCAAAAUGCCUAGUCAAACCUGCGGAUUUGUAGGUUUCAACCCAAUAGUAUGUUGCCCAAAAAUAAACCAUGUAACUCAACCAACGCCAACGCCGGCACCGCAAAAGGAGACUACUGUACGAACAAAUACAAUGCGACCUUUGAAAUUAGAUGAAUCAAGAUCUGUAGCACGAGCAAAAUGCGCAGAAAACGCGGAAGCUGUUUACGGUUUUAUAGUGCCACCCACACCUACAUUGAACCGGAAACCUCUCAACACAUCAUUAUGCGCUCUGAAAACACGCAAACUGAUCGUCGGUGGCAAGAAAGCCGAAGCAAAAGAAUUUCCGCACAUGGCGGCCGUUGGUUUCGACGGUUCUGAUAAAAUCUUAUGGCUUUGCGGUGGUACCUUAAUUUCCAAGAAAAUUGUUUUGACAGCAGCGCACUGUCUUUGGACAGCAGACUGGGGAAACGCAAAAUGGGUGCGGCUCGGUGAUCUGAAUCUCGUGCAAUCUUAUGACGAUGCGAAGCCGCAAACCAUCGAAGUAAAGGAAAGAAUAAGACAUCCCGACUAUAAACGUCCGUCGGAAUAUCAUGACAUAGCUAUACUGCGUCUGGCGAGAGAUGCUGUCUACGAUGCAUAUGUCAGACCGGCAUGUCUUCCAGUUGAUUGGCCUGACGUGGGUGAAAAUGAUAAGGCAGUUGCCACAGGAUGGGGUCUAGUCGAUUGGGCUGAUGACCAAGGUUCGGAUAAUCUACUGAAGGUAACACUUCGUUUGGUUCCUCAUGAAAAUUGCAACGCGAGUUUCUUUGAUAGCGGCAGUUCCGUGGAGCUCGCAUUAGGGAUCGUCAAUGAAUGGCAAAUGUGUGCGGGAGAAGUCGGGAAAGAUACUUGCCAGGGUGACAGCGGAGGACCACUUGCCGUUUUUAACACGAACCAUCAAUGCAUGUACACCAUAAUUGGGAUUACCAGUCUCGGACGACUUUGCGGCAGCAUCAUACCUGGCGUGUAUACCCGAGUCUAUCAUUACGUUCCUUGGAUAGAGAGAACCGCGUGGCCGGAAUAUUUUUAACAUAUCUCAUAUUUUUAU